AAAUUAAAUAUAUGUAUUUAUGUUUGUCUAGGACCUGACCAAUGGCACAAAUUAUACCCUAUUGCCAGCGGAGAUCAUCAGUCUCCUAUUGAUAUCAAAACCAAAGAAGUAAAAAAAGACCCAUCUCUAGGUCGUCUCCAGAUCACUUGGAAUUCAGGCACAUGUAAAGAAAUCAUCAAUGUUGGACACUCCUUCCAUGUGAAUUUUGAAGACAAGGAUAAUCAAUCAGUGGUGACUGGUGGACCCUUGACUGGAAGCUACAGGCUGCGUCAGUUUCACUUUCACUGGGGCCCAGUUGAUGAUCAUGGUUCUGAGCACACAGUGGAUGGAGCAAAAUAUGCAUCAGAGCUUCAUCUGGUUCACUGGAAUUCAGCUAAAUAUUCAAGCAUAGCUGAGGCUUCAGAUAAGCCAGAUGGUUUGGCAAUUGUCACUGUUUUUCUGAAGGUUGGUCCCCCCAAUGACAAACUACAGGAAAUUGUAAAGGCUUUAGGUGCAGUAAAGACCAAGGGCAAACAAGCUCCAUUCACUAAUUUUGACCCAUCAACCCUACUUCCUAAAUCCAUGGACUACUGGACCUACAAUGGCUCUCUGACUCAUCCUCCUCUUUACGAGAGUGUUAUCUGGAUUAUCUUUAAGGAACCUAUUACCAUCAGCUCAGAGCAGCUGGCCCAGUUCCGGAGCAUCCUAUCUUCUGCUGAAGGUGAAACACCUUGUCCCAUCUUGACCAAUCAUCGACUUUGUCAGCCACUGAAGGGCAGAGUAGUGAGAACCUAAAGACAGACAGUCAAGAUGAUUGGCCAGGAGUGGAGCCAUUUUAUCCAAAGCAAAGUUCCUAAACAUAACACCAUGUAACAGUUCAUAGGAAUCAGGAAAAAGUAACUUUGCUUUUAAGCUGUACUACUCAACCUGCCAUGUGCUGUUAUCAUUUCAUUGUGCCAGUAUGCUGAUGUUUUACCGAAAUGAAUGUAUGCACCUCAUGCAUUAUGGAUCAAAUACUUUUCAAUCUGUGCUUUUUAGCUGCUAGCAUUUUAAAAUAUUUUUGCAAUAAUCUUAACAUUUGUAUUAAAUUGGUUAAACAGCCAGGUGUCAGGGUGGUGAGCAGCCACAUAACAUAAAUACAUGUUUGGAAUCUUUCAUGAUUUAGGUAAUGACUAGAAGAUUCAUAGUAAAUGCUUGCAUUAUUUUUACAAAGGAAUCACUUCUGUUUAUCUAAACCUGAGGUGUUACCAAUGAUUUGGCCAAUGAAAAUUGACAUGCUUGUCCUUUCUAUGUGUUUGAUUUGCACUUUAUUCAGCUUAAAUACUGAGUAUUGCUUUUUUCAAGAUAAAUUGGGCAAGAAAGUCUGUUGCCUCAAAAAAACCCGUUUCCACCAGACCUGUUUAUAUCAAUUGCCUAAUGCAGAAACACACAUACAAUGGAAAGUCCCAUACUUCCUGGAGAUAUAGAUGUUUAUAUUCAUCAAGGAUAUGCUUUAUUUCUAUGUUCAAGAGGAAAACACCUAACUGAAUGUCAUGCAAUCAGAUUGCUAUUUUCAUCAACCACACAAACUCCUACUAACUUUUCACUAACUGCUGCAAAUAAAGCAAAACCAGUGUGAAUCAGGGGUUGUCAACCAGGGGUAUGCAUACCCCGGGGGUACUUGGGCCAGUCCUAGGGGGUAUGCUUGGGCAGGCAGGGACAGAGCAUUGCCACCUCCCAGGAGCAGGGCUGGGGUUGGGUGAGGGUAUCAGCACCCCCAUGCAAGGUGGGGAAGCUUGGCCGUUGCUGCCACACACCAGUCCAGUGAGCUUCCCUGCCCUGCAGAGAGGCACUGCUGCCCUCACCCC
This is a messenger RNA of Gavialis gangeticus (Gharial), 1826 nucleotides long. It is a transcript of the gene CA1, whose product is annotated as carbonic anhydrase 1. Gene Ontology annotation, molecular function: carbonate dehydratase activity; zinc ion binding. The annotation marks the transcript as partial. The transcript is spliced from 6 exons. NCBI's taxonomy places the organism in Eukaryota, Metazoa, Chordata, Crocodylia, Gavialidae. The record is from RefSeq and is a predicted model, not a curated record.